Molecule: messenger RNA, 1572 nt
Organism: Stegodyphus dumicola
Lineage: Eukaryota; Metazoa; Arthropoda; Arachnida; Araneae; Eresidae
Gene: BCL7-like
Product: chromatin remodeling complex subunit BCL7B-like protein
Source: RefSeq, a predicted model, not a curated record
UUUAUUGUUGACUUUCUUGCUGGUGAUUAAACUGUCCGGCGCUUAACUUUAAGUCUCUAAGUUACCUGUGGGUAUUGGUCCAUCUUAUUUUAAAAAAUUCUCAAUAUGAUGUCCAGAUCGAUUCGUGCAGAAACACGGAGUAGAGCAAAAGAUGAUAUUAAGCGUGUUAUGCAAGCCAUUGACAAAGUCAGAAAAUGGGAGAAGAAAUGGGUAACUAUUGGUGACACCACAAUGAAGAUUUACAAAUGGGUGCCAGUUCCAAGUCUAGAUGCUCAGACACGUGCGAAAGGAAAAGGAUCUGCUAGUAGUAGAAAUAAAGAAAAUAUGGAAAAGGGCUUGCAGCAUGAAGGCAAAACAUCUAAUGGUAAAGCAUCUCCAAUUGGCAGUGAAAGCAAGCACAUGUGUACCCGAGAAUCUAGUUCUAUAUCUAGUGUAAUGGAAGAGUCAAGUCUUGGUUUUGCUGAUUUGAGUCAAGAUUCAAGAGCAGCUAGUGAUGAUGCUACCAAUUUGAGCAUGGAGAACAGCAGUGAUGCUCAAUUUCCAGACAGCCAGCCUGAUGGCUCAAUAAUGGUGAAACAAGAUGAACUGAGUGAAGAUAGCUGUGAACCCCCUUUAAAGAAAAGACUUGAUACCAGUGAUAUGAAAGACUGAAAUUGGUUUCUUUUCAGUUUUCAAAUAAAUAUUUUCUUCUGUGAAAUGUUUUCCAGAAAAGUAAAGAACUGUUAUCUGUUACAGAUAAAACCUUUCUUUUUGGCAGAUUUGGCUAUAGUUUUGUGAUAUAUUUAAAAAAUAUUUUCUUCCUCCAUUACAAUAACUCUUAUUUCACAGCAAAGUAAUACUUAUUAAAUGGCAAAUUUUAACCCUUUAUUAAUGUUAAUAUUUGAUUCAUUUUAAACUUCCAUUUUGUAUAUAGUGAGAUGAAGAUAUUUGUUUCUAUAAUAAAUCUCAAGCCGGUGCAAAGAUUUUUAGUCUUGCUGUUCAUCCUUUGUGAUCCAAUGCUACUUCUAUUGCUUAUCUCCAUCCAAGUCAUCCAGGUUGUUCUUUCUUCUGUUUUCCUGAUAAUUUUAGUCUUUCUCUUUGUUUCUUCCUGUUCAUGCAGUCCAUUGUCAUUUUCUUGUUACUGUCAUUCCUCUAUGCAUGUUAUUCAUUUCAGCUUUUUUACUGUUCUGUUCUUCUCAAUCAGCUUUUUGAUUUACUCCCAUUGCAGACCCAAGUCAAAGCCAUUUUUUUGAAUAUUCUGUGGCUGACUUUCUGAGUAUAAGUCUUAUCCAAUUUUAUUUACUAUAUUUAAUUUCUUCUACUGUAGAUUUUGGUUUGGUUUUUGCAUACAAUGUAGCAUUUGAAGUAAUGUGCAGCCAGAAAAUUUGCAGAAAUGUGUAGAAACAUUUUGUUUAGAAUGGAGAAAUUUUCUAUUAUCUUUAUUAACUUCCAGGAUUCUGAUCUGUCUAACAAAACUUAUUUUAUAAUUGAAUUGAGAAUUAGAAAGAAAUUUUAACUUUAAGACUAAUACAAACAAAGGAUAUGCCUUUAUCCAUUUUUUGCAGCCAUUCCACUUUUUGUUUAAUGGACUUC